UCUCCCCUACCACUUCUGUCCAUUUGCCAAAAGCUUAGAGUUAAAGCACGGUGGGGGAAAAACCGGAUUAACCUGUGGCAGGCUCCGCGGCGCCGGCGACGAGAUCCUGGGGCGGCGGGGAUGGCGCCGGGGAGGCGGGGGCGGAGGCCGUGCUGCUGCUGCUAGUGGGAAAGCGUGGAGGGUAGUAGGUGGGUGAGAGGGACCGACGGACCGACGGACAUGAAGGCCCUGCGGCGAUCCAGCACCUCGACCUCUCCGUCCUCCUCCUCCUCGCCCACGGCCGCCUCGUCCCCGCCCUCCUCCUCCUGGAUCCACAUCCGCUCGCUCCUCGUCGCGGCCGCCUCGUCCAACUCCUCCUCCUCCUCGGCGGCGGCGGCGGCGGCCGCCGCGGCCGCGGGGAGCUCCGUGCCCGCCUUGGCGUCUGCUUCGGCGGCGGCGGCCGCGGCCUCGUCUUCGUCCUCGCCCGCCGCCUCCUCCUCGCCGCGCUCGGAUCGGGGUGGAAUUAAAUCUCCAUGGUCUCGAAGGAAAAGGAAAAGAGUACUUUCUCGUCAACAGUGGGAUGGUCAAUUUUCGGCCAACGGGAAACUUCGUGAUGGGGGAAAGAAGGUCCUAAAGAAAGUUCGUAGCGGGGGUAUUGAACCAGGCAUUCGGGCUGAAGUUUGGCCCUUCCUACUAGGAGUCUAUGAUUUAAAUAGCUCUGAAGAGGAACGGAAUACCAUCAGGGCUAAAAAAAGGAAAGAGUAUGAAAAACUGAGGCGGCAGUGCCAGCACAUUCUGAAUGGGUACAGAGGAAGUGGGCUGAAGUCAAUAAAUGAAGUGAAUAAUGAGGAGUGUUCUGCUCAAGGAAGUGGUGCUGAAGGAUCAGAAUCACCUUGUUUUGAAGAUGUCAAUGUCGAGAAGGCGUCUAGGUCACUCGAGGAACCGAAGCCUGAACACAGCGAGGCCGAGCAACCGGAAAUCACUAUGUGUGAUGAUGUUAUAGAAUCUAUGGAAGAAGACACAAGCGAGUUGAUUGAUGCAUAUCCAUGCAUAGCAGAGUCAGAAUCUUCUGAUUCCGAAUCAUCGGAUGAAGAUGACUCUGGAAGGAUAUCUGUGUGUGGCGAGGAGAGCUGCGAUCCGGAUCCUAAAUUUGCCAGGAGUAGUUCGUUCAAGGCAGAUAUUUUUCGGUUUAGCAGAACCCCGGAGGACUUCGCGACAUGGCAACGCAUCAUAAGGCUGGAUGCUAUCCGGGCAAAUGCGGAAUGGAUUUCGUUCUCCCGUGACCAGGCUGAAGUCCCCAAGGAGAAAGCUCUACAGUCUGCAGCAUCUGUUGGGUUGAAAGAUUUUGAUCAUUUAGAGCCCCAUAUGAUUUACCAUGCUGCUCGGUUGGUCGGACUUCUUGAAGCAUAUGCGAUCUACGAUCCGGAGAUUGGUUACUGCCAAGGUAUGAGUGAUCUCUUGUCACCGAUAAUCGCGGUGAUGGAGGAAGACGACGCGGCGUUCUGGUGCUUCGUGGGUUUCAUGAGGAAAGCCAGGCACAACUUCAGGCUGGACGAGGUUGGAAUAAAGAGGCAGCUGAAGAUCGUGUCGCAGAUCAUCAAGCGCAAGGACUCGCACCUGUACAGGCACCUGCAGAAGCUGCAGGCCGAGGACUGCUUCUUCGUGUACAGAAUGGUGGUGGUGCUCUUCAGGAGGGAGCUCACCUUCGAGCAGACCGUGUGCCUGUGGGAGGUGAUGUGGGCCGAUCAGGCGGCCAUCCGGGCCGGAAUCGGGAGGACCACCUGGGGGAAGAUAAGGCUGCAUGCUCCGCCGACCGACGACCUGCUGCUCUACGCGAUCGCGGCCUGCGUGCUGCAGAGGAGGAAGCUGAUCAUCGAGAAGUACAGCAGCAUGGACGAGAUACUGAGGGAGUGCAACAGCAUGGCCGGGCAGCUGGACGUGUGGAGGCUGCUGGACGACGCACACGACCUGGUCGUUAACCUCCAUGACAAGAUCUGAUCUGGUGCAGGUGCCCGCUCUCCCUCGCUCUCGCGGUGGCGGCAAAGGAGGCCUCGUCGGAACUUUUGAGGUAUCUCUGCUGCUGCUGCUGCUCGUCGAAAUGGUUCUGUUAUCUUCUGUCAGGUUCCCGGCAGGCACACGAACGAACCCGCUCCUAGGUAUAGAGGAUGUUGUAACCUAGAGCCCUCGCAUACGAGGCACUGAAAUACGACUGCUAUUCAUUGUUUAACCUGUUAUAGGCGAACCAACAGAUUUUUUUUCACGGAUGACGGUUUCAUUCAUCCACGCUGAAGGUAUGAUGAAGUAAUAACCAGCGCAGAGGUGGCUUUGUGCGCAGUUUGUCCAUGCAAGGGUCCAAAACGUUCUCUUCUGUGUAAUGGUAUGUAUGUUGCACUUUGCACGCCUUGGUAGCAGCGGUACUUCCUGUA
Triticum dicoccoides is the source of this 2405-nucleotide messenger RNA. Its product is annotated as GTPase-activating protein GYP5-like. NCBI's taxonomy places the organism in Eukaryota, Viridiplantae, Streptophyta, Magnoliopsida, Poales, Poaceae. The record is from RefSeq and is a predicted model, not a curated record. The transcript is spliced from 5 exons. The coding region runs from base 220 to 1977 and encodes 585 amino acids. Gene Ontology annotation, biological process: activation of GTPase activity. Gene Ontology annotation, molecular function: GTPase activator activity.